This is a messenger RNA of Gilbertella persicaria, 852 nucleotides long. Its product is annotated as translation initiation factor eIF 4e-like domain-containing protein. Gene Ontology annotation, biological process: translational initiation. Gene Ontology annotation, molecular function: translation initiation factor activity; RNA 7-methylguanosine cap binding. The coding region runs from base 108 to 758 and encodes 216 amino acids. The transcript has 5 exons. Gene Ontology annotation, cellular component: eukaryotic translation initiation factor 4F complex. Lineage: Eukaryota; Fungi; Mucoromycota; Mucoromycetes; Mucorales; Choanephoraceae. The record is from RefSeq and is a predicted model, not a curated record.
UAUUUUUGGCUGGUCUUCUUCCUUUGUAUAUAUUUACUGUGCGUAGUCUUUGUUGAUAUACACACAAGAAAAAAGAGAAAAUAAGAAGAGAAGAAAAACUAGAAAACAUGACUGAGCAAGAAACACGUCCUGUUGUCGAAGAACAACAACAACAACAAAUCAGUGACGAACCCAUCAAGACAGUUUUUCAUGAUUCCAAAAACUACAAUGUAAAGCAUCCCCUUCAAAACACUUGGACCUUAUGGUUUGACAAUCCUGGUAAAAAAGCCAACGCUGCUUCUUGGUCUCAAAACUUGAAAGAGAUCGUCAACGUUGAUACUGUAGAAGACUUUUGGGGUGUUCAUAACAAUAUUGUCAAAGUCAACCACCUUGAAAUCAGUUCAAAUUACCAUGUAUUCAAGAAAGGCAUUCGUCCAGAAUGGGAAGACCCUGCUAAUGCCAAUGGUGGUAAAUUCAGUAUCCAGUUUCCCAGAAAUAGAACGGGUGAAGCUAUCAAUGACUACUGGCUCAAUUUGAUCCUUGCUAUGUUGGGUGAACAAUUUGAAUAUGAAGAUGAGAUUUGCGGUGCUGUUGUUUCUGUUCGUAAAGUGUUUUACAGAGUUGCUCUUUGGAUCAAGAGUUCUGAAAAGAAUGAAAAGAUUGAAACUAUUGGUCGUCAAUUAAAAGAAUUCCUUCAGCUUCAAAAUACUUUGGUUGUAGAAUUCACUCCUCACGGUGAUUCUGCUGUAAAGUCAAAUGAAAAUAGAUUCACCAUUUAAGCUUUCAGACACACCUAUCUCUUUGGAAAUAAAUAAAUAAAAAAAGAUGCGCGCACAUAUCGAUUUCCCUGUACGACAGUUGUGUAUAUUUUCA